Messenger RNA from Echinops telfairi (small Madagascar hedgehog), 2084 nucleotides. RefSeq names its product solute carrier family 41 member 3 (gene SLC41A3). Gene Ontology annotation, molecular function: monoatomic cation transmembrane transporter activity. Gene Ontology annotation, biological process: monoatomic cation transport. The transcript is spliced from 10 exons. The record is from RefSeq and is a predicted model, not a curated record. The coding region runs from base 29 to 1492 and encodes 487 amino acids. NCBI's taxonomy places the organism in Eukaryota, Metazoa, Chordata, Mammalia, Afrosoricida, Tenrecidae. Gene Ontology annotation, cellular component: plasma membrane.
AGGCUGCCAGAAGCUCAACUGUGCUCGGAUGGAUAGAGCAGGGGCUCGGCAUCGGAGGCCAGAGGGCUUUGGCAAGCCAGAGGAGUCGGGGCUGCCACAGAUCGCUAGUCCAGAAAGACCCACUGCAACUUCAGAAGAUGGAUGGUGGAGGGUUCCUGAGAGCCAACAGGUGGCUCCCAAACAGCUGGGCACUGAGCCCAGCAGGGAGACCACACUCUCCAUUGGUGCUGAGGUCACAUUACCCUUCGUGUUUGCAGGCCUUGGGCUCUCCGUGGCUGGUGUGCUUUUGAACUAUUUCCAGUACUGGCCUGUGUUUGUGGAGGUGAAAGAGCUCAUGACACUGGUGCCGCCCCUGGUGGGCCUGAAGGGGAACCUGGAAAUGACACUGGCUUCACGACUGUCUACAGCUGCCAACACGGGACAAAUUGAUGACCCCCAAGAGCAACACAGAGUCAUCUGCAGUAACCUUGCCCUUGUUCAGGUUCAAGCCACUAUUGUGGGGCUCCUUGCUGCUCUGGCCGCCCUGCUGCUGGGAGCCGUGUCCAGCGAGGAGGUGGACUUAGCCAAGGUGGGGCUGCUGUGUGCCAGCAGUGUCCUCACAGCCUUCUUCGCUGCCUUGGCCUUAGGAAUACUGAUGGUCUGCAUAGUGAUUGGGGCUCGGAAGUUCGGGAUCAACCCAGACAACAUCGCCACACCCAUCGCAGCGAGCCUAGGAGACCUCAUCACAUUGUCCAUUCUGGCUUUAGUUAGCAGCUUCUUCUAUAGACACAAAGACAGCAGGUACCUGCCACUGCUGGUCUGUGUGGUCUUUGUCACUCUGACCCCAGUGUGGGGCAUCAUGGCGAAGCAGAGCCCAUCCAUCCUGAAGGUCCUCAAGUUCGGGUGGUUCCCCAUCAUUCUAGCAAUGGUUCUCAGCAGUUUCGGAGGGCUCAUCCUGAGCAAAACCAUCUCUGAACCACACUACCAAAAUAUGGCCAUCUUCACACCCAUCAUUUGUGGUGUUGGUGGCAAUCUGGUGGCCAUUCAGACGAGCCGGAUCUCUACCUACCUGCACAUUUGGAGCUCACCUGGGGUCCUACCCCUCUGGAUGAAAAAACUCUUGCCUAACCCAUGUUCUACUUUCUGCUCCUCAGAAACCAAUGCCAUGUCAGCCAGAGUUCUGCUCUUCCUGGUGAUUCCAGGCCAUCUGAUAUUCCUCUUAGUGGUUUACCUCGUAGAGGGUCACUCCGUCACAAGCAGCAAGACUUUCGUGUUGCUGUAUCUGCUCGCAGGUCUGAUCCAGGUAACAAUCCUGCUAUACCUGGCAGAAGUGAUGGUUCGUCUGACUUGGCACCAGACCCUGGAUCCUGACAGCCACUGCAUUCCCUACCUUACAGGACUGGGAGACCUCCUGGGGACUGGCCUGUUGGCACUCUGCUUCCUUCUCGACUGGCUAUUAAGGAGCAGAGCAGAGCUCAAAGACCUCUCAGAACUAGUGUCUGGGCCUCCCUAACUGAACUUGCCCAACCCCAGUUCCUCAGUAGGAUGUUUCCUCUGCUUCCUUUCUGGGUCUGUCCACAUAUAUUGAUUGGAGCUGACACCUGAACCCAGGAUGGACACCUGAAAUCAAAAUUAUUAUGUUAUAAAUGUGUGUCUGUAACUAGAUGUGCUUGGGCAUUAGGGGUAUUCCCUGUGGCUUGGGGCAUGUGUGAGUGAGGUGUGUGUGUGUGUAUGUCUAGGGAACACAGUGCUGUAGCCUGAAGACACAGAAAGAGGAGACACAUCUAGUGGCAUGUUUAGUUUACUUUGAUAAGUGUGUCUCUGUUGUACCAGGCCUGUGCAACCUGAGUUGGGGUGGGGCAGAAAAUCCUUUCUAUCCCUAACCUCUGGAUUUGAACCUGGGUGGCCCAUACCCCAAAAGCCACCUGAAGGUUUGCCAUACAGAAUGUACAGCCCUUCCCAAAUGGGGCCUUGCACACACUCCUCUAAGCCCAGGCAUUGAAUCUAUUCACUGCAUGUGUCUGUCUUUUUUUUUUUAAUCAAAAAUCUCUAUUGUAGAUUUCAAUAAUCAGAGAAGUAUAAAAUAAAGCAUAGAUUAUAUUUUA